Saccostrea echinata is the source of this 626-nucleotide messenger RNA. RefSeq names its product signal recognition particle subunit SRP72-like. Gene Ontology annotation, molecular function: 7S RNA binding; ribosome binding. Gene Ontology annotation, biological process: SRP-dependent cotranslational protein targeting to membrane. Lineage: Eukaryota; Metazoa; Mollusca; Bivalvia; Ostreida; Ostreidae. The transcript is spliced from 2 exons. The record is from RefSeq and is a predicted model, not a curated record. Gene Ontology annotation, cellular component: signal recognition particle, endoplasmic reticulum targeting. The coding region runs from base 72 to 626 and encodes 184 amino acids.
UUCUUCCUGUUCUUACGCGAGCCAAUGCUGACGUCCAGUUGAAGAACGGAAGUCCUCAACAAUCUGCUAAAAUGUUAGAAGAGCUGAACAAGAAGAAAUCGGAUGAUCCUAGAAUUCUUGCGCAGCUGAUCACUGCCUAUUCCCAGUUUGAUCCAGCGAAAGCUAAACCUUGCAGUAAGGACUUGCCGUCUGUUGAGAAGAUUGCUCUUACUCUGGACAUUGAUGUGGAUCAGCUCGAGCCCUCCUUCAGCACGCUUGGCCCCAAAUAUAUGAAGAGAGCAGACACAGCUCCAUUACCAGGGCUGCCAAAGAAGGAGAGUUCGAAUUGCAGAGAAAAGAGAAGGGACAAGAGCAAGGAAAUCGGUAAAGGUCCACAAGGUGCCAACAGUGGAAUUACUGACAGUCUGGAUGCCAGUAAGACCCCUGGAAGUGACCCAAACUCACCAAAACCCAGCACUGCAACCACAACUAGCCCCACAGCCUCAUCCUCUGUCCCAGCUGCUCAGGCCCCCCGCCAACAGAAACCAGCCCAAGCACAAAAACGGAAAAAUAAGGGGUCAAGGGAGGAAAAUGGUGAUUCUAAUCUUUAUCAAAAGAUUAAGAGAAUACAAAAAUGUGUCUGCUAA